Molecule: messenger RNA, 1386 nt
Organism: Lotus japonicus
Lineage: Eukaryota; Viridiplantae; Streptophyta; Magnoliopsida; Fabales; Fabaceae
Exons: 1
Coding region: 1-1386 (461 amino acids)
Molecular function (GO): zinc ion binding; nucleic acid binding
Source: RefSeq, a predicted model, not a curated record
AUGGCGGCGCCGGAGAAGCCCCCGGAGGGGGGCGGUGAUGCUCCUGCUCGCAGGCCAACGUUCAGAGAAAUGGUGCUUGGACGUGUGGAGAAGGAGGCUGGCUUAGCAAGGGAGAGGGUUGAUCUCAUUGCCAACAAGCUGGUUCGGGUAGAGUUUGAAGAGGGAAAGAAGCACCUUCCAAGGGUGUUUGUAGCUGAUUCAGUGAUUGAUAACUUGAGCACUGCUUGGAAGGAUUCGCUGGUGGUCAAAGUACUUGGCAAAAACCUGGGAUAUAAUUUCAUGAAACAGAAGCUGAAAGCCCUAUGGAAGCCAAAGGGUGGUUUUGAGAUAAUUGACGUUGAUCAUGGGGUGUACAUGGUCAAGUUUGAUCUUCCAGAUGAUAAGGAUACGGUUCUUAACGGUGGCCCAUGGAUGAUAUUUGAUCGGUGCUUGGCGGUGUCGCUUUGGAGCCCAGAUUUUAUCACGUCUGAGACGCUGGCUUUGAAAACUAUGGUCUGGUUACGGUUCCCAGGGCUGAACCUUGCAUAUUAUGAUGAGAGCUUCUUAUUUGCUCUUGCUUCUUCGGUGGGGAAACCGAUCAGGAUUGACGUGAACACGAAGGCGAUGCAUCGUGGCCGGUAUGCGCGGGUGUGUGUGGAGGUUGAUCUGAGCCAACCUGUCGCAACACGGAUAUGGUUCAGAAACCAGUGGAUUCGCGUGGAGUUUGAGGGCUUACGCAUGAUCUGUGAUCAUUGUGGAUGCUAUGGGCAUCUCACCCGUAAUUGCCCAGGUACACAAGCAGCAGAGCCUGCGGUGCAGCGGCGUCCGGCGGCGGCUGCAACGUCGGAACCUCCCAUGCACGAGAAGCCAAACCCUAACGCUGGUAACGCGAACGCGGGUCAGCAAGAGAAGCCGUGUGACGGCUGGACAGAGGUGAAAAAACGGAAGGAGAAAAUCAAGGGGAAAUCAAAUUUGAAUUUCAAAAAGCCACCUCAGCAUAAUAAAAACGGUGGCACAAAUCAGAAGGAGAAAAAUAAGGGAGUGCAGGUCCAUAAUGAGAAAUUGCCAAAAUCACGUGCUGCAGUUUUGGGGCGUGAUAAUUCUUUGGCAUCUGGUUCCAUUCUUUCCUUUUCCGCGGGAGAAACUUCACCAGUCCUUACUCCUUUGAAACGACGCCGGAGCAACGCUGGUAUUGUCUUCUCAUCUCCAACCCCGGUCCCCAAGAACGGUGGUGCGCCGGCAGCGAGUGGAACACCACAAAAUGUGGUUCGAAGUCUGUUUCAGGCGAAAAGCAUGGACAUGGAAGUUGCACAGUGUGAGCUCCAGGAGUUGCAGAACUCGGCGGUGACUACCAUGAACACAAAGGAGCACCCACCUGAUGGCACCGUGAUGACCGGAGGUCAGUGA